GUCGGAAAGUAGCUGCGGUGUCCUGGCAAAAUAUCUGUCCAAAAACGUUCACAAAAAACUGUCCCGGAAAGUUAGGUGUAACUAAAAGGAAACCUGCGUACCAAUGUGAUGUCUGAGAGAUUUGGCAGUUGCUCAGGAGAGCAAGAACACCCACUGCAGCAUCAUAUAGCACAACACCAUGUAAGUUAGAGGCACUUCAUUGUGCAGAAGAAUUCUGGACUGAAGAGAUGAACUGAAUCAGUGUGACGAGGAAGAGCCGGCCAGUACUGUUGGAUGAGAACUGAUGGGCUGUCCAAGCUGGCAAUAGCAUGCCAACUAUUAAAGGUAAAGGUGGAUCAAUGUCCCAUCGCUACCGGCCUGCCUCAGAGUAUGAUGAUGCCACCCUCGCCCAAAAGAGAGAAUACUGGAGAACCAAGAAACGAGAGCAGAGGGCCCGACUGUCUGAGCGGAGAGGACAGCCAACCCAAGACAGUCCAGAAAAACUACCAUAUCUAAAUGCCUCUGCAGUGGUAAAUUCCACUUUAUCCAGUUCAUUUGAGGCUGCUUCUUCUCCUUUGCAGAGUAAUGAUGACUCAUACAAAACAGCCAAUGUCUGUCCUACAUCACAGAGUGGAAAUACUGUUGACAGCUCAGUCGAAGCCACAGAAAGCAAAAAGGAGAAGUGGCUCCAGACGAUGAAACCCAUCGAAGUCUUGCCUCAGUUGCCAGCAUCAUGUUCAAUGUUAGCCAAAGCUGUAGGUAGUGACACAGCCACAGUGAAAUGCCUAAAAGCAAGGGGUGCUGUAGGCAGAACUAUUUCCUCACCCACACCUAGUGGAACCCAGUUGAAUACCAGUUCCCCAGUGCCUCCAGUCAGAGUGACCAGAAUUACCAAUGGCAGCUCCACUAAAGCAACACCUCAGCCAUGUGUGUCUAUGCAGGGUGCAUCAGUCCCCAAAAUGCAACAUAAGGCACACAUUGCAUUGCGCAUUCAGCCCAAACAUCUACACACCAACGUGACCACAGGUGUGAUUCUUGUGUCUUCGCCAUGUGGCUCCAUGUCUAUUACAGAAGACAAAACAGCAAAUACAACACCUCACAUUGCAAUAAAGAGUGCCUUGGUCACCACACAGAGGGCUAAAGGUGUUGGCUACUCACAACCAUCACUGCAGUCUGAGGAGGAUAGAGCAGCCAGGCGCAGAGAGCACUGGAGGAUUAAAAAGCGAGAACAGCGUGCAAAGAUGGCAGCACAGCUGGCUAAAUCCAGAGAGAGAAUACAGAGCACAGAAGUGACAUUAGAGAGGCAAACAGCACAAAAAACUGGACUCUUAGACAAUGCUGGUCUUCCACAUCUACCAUCCCAGUCAUUGAGAGGAGCCGGCCAGAAACAGUGGCCAAAUCGGGUCAAGACUUCAAUUACAUCUGCCAGGAGGGAGAAUUAUAAACUGCAAAGCGGGGUAGCAAAUGUACCUACAGGUAACCAGCAAGCAGAUCAGAUAACAGUGCAAAAUCCACAUGGUUAUAAACCAACACAAACAGCAUUCAUAUCUGAUGUUAGCCCUGAGAAAAAGCCAGGAGAACCACUGAGAAAGUUCCCAAGUUAUGUACAUCUUUCUAAUGUUGCCCGAGGGAUCGCCAGAUGUAAAACACCUAGACAGAGGUUCAUUGAAGCCCAGAGGAAUUUUAUGAACCAAAGAGGCAUAAGAGGAAGAUCCCUGUCAUUUGCUUCACUGUUCAACACCAGAAACAUCCCCAAGAUUGACCCUAAUGACACACCUGAGCAGAUAAUAGCCAAACGUCGAGAGUACUGGCGGAUUAAAAAGCGUGAACAACGAGCUAAGCUGUCGAUGGAGGUGAAGGCUCGGUUAAAGGAGAAGGACUCCCUGAUGCGAAGAAUGAAACGUUACCAGAAGAUCCUAGAGGAGAUGAGGAGGGCCAGAGCGAUGGCACAGUCAGCAGGAAGCACCCUUACCCACGCCUCUGAGACCAUUGGAGGGUUCAUCAAAGAGGAUGGGACAGUGACCAUUAACAUCCCCCAGAUUUCCAUGGAUCACAAUACAGCAGGACACAACAGUGAAGAAGAGCUUCAUGUUGUUUCUAAUAAUACCCCCAUCACACAACCUCAACAUCAGCCUGGUACUAAACGAAGAGGCAUUGCACCCAUUCGUGUAAAGCAGUCUACACCUCCAAUCCGCCCACCUCAUGUGAAAGUCUGUUUUCCACUUUCCGGACAGUCGGUCAGCAACACUUCAAGACUACUCUCAAUCAGACCGAGGCCUCAACUCAAAAGCACAACUGCAACUGUUCCAAAGUCACACUCACAAACAGUCCAAACUGUCAAUCAGCUCAUGCUAACUCAUCCUCAAACCCCUCAAAAUACCGUUUCUGGAGGACCGGCAGCAGGGUCGAACCUUGGUGGCUGUGUCAUGAAAAUGGCCGUCUCAAACGUUGCACCGUCACUAUCGGUGCUUACUUUUGAUCCAGAGAUGACUGAAGAAGAGAGGAUGGCAAAGAAGCGGGAGUACUGGAGGGUGAAGAAGCGUGAGCAGCGAGCAGCUCGUGCGGCUCGACUGAAGCAGGGAGUCUUACAUGCGAGGGCCAAUGCAGCCUUGCAGAGGAGGAAGGCCCAGAGGCAUGUAGCAGUAACCGCUGUACCACUGAGCAGAAAUCCUACUAAACAACCAGGAAAUGCACAGCCUCUUUCCAACAACAGCAUGACUGUUACGCCCCAUGCAAAUGAGAUAAAACAAGAGAGUGAGUCUAUGCCAGCAGUUGACCUAAAUUCUCAACCAGAACAAGCCAUCUGUCCAGAUAUCAAACCCCCAGCCUCCCCGGCCUCCCCAGCCUCCCCACCACCGCCACCUCUAGCGCCUCAGCCAGAGCCUGACCCAGCUCUGAGUGCAGAAAGCCAAGCUACCACUCUGCUAGCUGUGGCCUCUAUGAAGAAACUCCUGGAGGAAUCACUUAGCACAGUGACGGAUUGUAAUAGUGAGGAGACUGACAUUAAAAUGGAGACAUCGGAAGAGGCCUCAGAGCAAGAGAUUAAGCCAAAUUUACCGCAACUCUUUUUUGAAAGGGACGAGGUGACUCCUAUUGCUGCCGACCUGACGUUGCAGAUAAAAAGUUGGCAGGCAGAUACUGACACCUUGGCAGAAGCAGGUUUCCCAAGCCCUCAUCGAAAGGACUCACCCCAAAUUAGCGAGACACUCCCACCUUUGUCUACCUCCGAUGAGGAAGUCAUGCAUCCCACCUGUGAGCAGUCAUCCCAAACCUCUUCGACCUUCAUCAUAAACCCUGCCACGGAAGCCUCUGAUGGUCCAUCUUCACCACGAAGAACCCAGAGGCUUCGUACCAAAAAAGCUGACCAUCAGAAAUGUUGCUCCCCAGAGCCACCAAAACUACAUCACAUACCCAUGGAUCAAACGCCUCCACAGCAACGACACUGCGAGCAAAGCCAAGACGACAGCUUAGCAUCAGCACAAAGGUAUCACGGCAUGCUAAUGGAGCAUAGCGGCCUGACCAGCCUGCAGAAGAAGAGGGAGUAUUGGAAGCUGAUGAAGAGGCAGCAAAGGGCUCGGUUAAGGGCCAGGCAGAAAGAUAGACCAGGAGAAUGCAACAGUCGGCUUCCCCAGAGAAACAUCCAGGCACCAGGUCUGGUUAUUAUCAACACUGUUAAGGGUGUAAAUCCUGCAGCAAAACCAGUCCUUCAGCCCAGGCCGUCCAUUGCUUCCCUGACUGCCGUGACCAGCAUUCCUACUGUCCUGGUGGUUAGCCCUACAACCUGUAAUGCUGAGCAGUCCCCUGACACACUUCAGGUGAAAUUGCCUGUCACCAGUGUUUCCUGUUCACCCAACAGUGAGAAAAACGACAUCAAUUUCGGGCCUUCACAGAUUGUGUCCGAUUGUGUAGGAGCUCCCGAGAAUCAGCCACAAACUGUACCAGCUUCACAAAAAUGGAUAUCUGCAAGCACAGAUGUAGACCCAGCCCCCUCUCUCCCUACCCUGAUGCCCCCAGACAACCCACUGUCCAGCAUCAACCUACAGCCAUUCGAACCCUCCAGUCAAACUCCAAAUUCUACCCUCAGUCCAAUAAAAAUCACUCAGAGCCCCAAACAUGUAAUACCACCUGUCAACAAGCUGGCACCAUUAAGCACCAUGGUUCCUCCGAAGCUCAUCCCAGGGGAGUCUGAGGAGGAUUUUCUGAGGAGGAAGCGGGAGUACUGGAGGAUAAAAAAGAAGGAGCAGAGAGCCAGGAAGGCCAUUCGGGAUAAAGGAAUCACCCCAAAGAGAACUUCCAACAACUGGAGGCCCAUCCUGCCCGCCCAGGAACUACAGACACAGGAUUCUGAACAGUGGGUGAACUCUGAGGAGUCAGAACAUCUAAUGAGCAGUCCAGUAGACACUGAGGCAACAUCCUUUUCAUACUCGGAUUACAUAUCACCAGUAGAAGAUGAGUCAGUACUGUUUGCUGACUACGAGAACAAUAACGAUGAGGAAGGUUCUGUUUCGGAGGCCGUGUGGAGGAACCGCUACCUCAUGGACUAUGAUCCGCUCAACCAGCUGCUGGUGUGCAUGGUGUGUGGGGAGCUGCAGUAUUCCCAUAGCCUGGAAGGGGUAAGGGCCCACAUCGACGAGGCCCACCCAGACACCCUGACACUGGAGUCCGGGGAGCGACAGAGAAUACUAGAGGCAUGGGACGAGCAGGUGUCCCAGCGGGAACGCUUCUUCACCAGCCAGCUCCAGCAGCAUGGCGGGGCCCUGGCAGAAGCACAUAGGAACUGAACAGCAGAGAUGAGGACUGCAGGAGAGUAAAGGCCACAGACCAGGAGAAAAGACCCUUACUUAAUUUGUCUUAUUUAUUUAUUGUAUGUUCUUUGUAAUCAAGUUGUUUAUGUUCAUAGAAAGUCACUUUGAAAGUGAAUGCUGCACAGGGAGCAUUCACCCCAAAAGCAGCUUUACCUCAUUUUCCUACCAGGGUUGUAAUUUGGGUUUAUGGAAGCCAGUAUGGACAUUUUUAUAUCGGAGGUGCCACAACUGAGAUUUUGUGACAAUAUUUUAAAUAUUUAAAGAAAUAAUCCAACGUUCUGAUAAAAACACUUGUUAUGCUAA
Scomber japonicus (chub mackerel) is the source of this 5087-nucleotide messenger RNA. RefSeq lists its product as uncharacterized. Bases 309 to 4760 code for a protein of 1483 amino acids. Gene Ontology annotation, biological process: negative regulation of DNA-templated transcription. The transcript has 7 exons. NCBI's taxonomy places the organism in Eukaryota, Metazoa, Chordata, Actinopteri, Scombriformes, Scombridae. The record is from RefSeq and is a predicted model, not a curated record.